This is a messenger RNA of Amoebophrya sp. A25, 277 nucleotides long. Lineage: Eukaryota; Dinophyceae; Syndiniales; Amoebophryaceae. The record is from the annotation of a GenBank genome assembly.
UGGUCAAAAAUCGCUUCAAUGUUCCGACAGUAGCAUUGGAAGGAACCCGAGAAGUGGGAUCCCAUUUUUUGCGGAGUCUACUCGUGUUGCGGUGUUUCCAAUUUUUUGCUUUUGUCGGCUCAGGUCUUUCCUGAUGCUGAGCACGAAAAAGCCUAGCUGCUCGGGGCGUAAUAAUUGUUGCGCCCCGCUGGUCUGUGAUUUUUUAGUGCAGCAAAUUUGUUGGCGUGUAAUGAUUAUUACGCCCUGAAGUUAUAGGAAUUUUGGCAACGAUUCCGAC